Messenger RNA from Drosophila bipectinata, 3084 nucleotides. Its product is annotated as beta-1,4-glucuronyltransferase 1. NCBI's taxonomy places the organism in Eukaryota, Metazoa, Arthropoda, Insecta, Diptera, Drosophilidae. The record is from RefSeq and is a predicted model, not a curated record.
CGUCAAAACUCGUCAAUAGAGCGGAUGUGUGUAGCAGAAGUUAACCCAAGUGGGGGAUUCAAACCGAUUUUGUUGAGCUGAAACAACAGACUCUGCUGCUACGUUAAAGUGACGGUUUUGGCCGAGCUUUUGAAUGGAUGAAAUGAAUUAAAAAUAAGAAACCAAAAUGCUGAUUGGCUGAUGCUCUGACGACGCUCGGUGGACAGUGAUUUCUGCAAUCAAAGCCAAAGCUUUUCGCGAACGAAAACUGAAUUACGGCGGCGAGUUUUCUUAUUGUUUGUCCAGUCGUUUGUCCGAAGGAGUUGCGAAAACAGGACACCCAAGGAGUGGCGCCGCGUGUGCAAGUCGUGUCGGAAAAAAAGAGUUUUUUGCGAAAGGCCGAAAACUGAGCCUCUCGUAAGCGCUGCAGCCUGGUGCGUGCCGAAGAAGCAGAAGCUAUCAGCACCAAAAACAGCUGCAACAUGCGUUUCGAACCUUUGGGCCAGAAAAUGUUCACUCGCCGCAACUGGCUGCUCCGCUGCAGCAUCCUGAUCAAUGUGGCAGUGAUCCUGUACAUUGGCAGCCAGUUGAUGAUUGGUGGCGGCAACAACUUUACGAACGGAGGGAGCUUCCUGCUGCAGGAUCAGCAGCCGGCUUCCAUCGUCCAAGUAGCACCAGGAUCUUCAGCGGCACAAGUCCAACAGCCACAAGCCACCCCAAAAAACCAAAAUCAGAUUGACAUCUUUGAGUCUGAGGAGAAGUUGCUAGCCAAUGCCAAUGCCCAAGCUGCGGUGGCAGGACCAGUUGCCCCGGCGUCUGAUGGUGCAGCUGCUCCGCUUUCGACCAACGACAGUGGCGGUGCAGCUGCUGCCCAGGCGGAUGCCGCUCUGGUGAUCGACAAUAUUGCUGGUGGAGGAGCGGCAGCGCCUCUGGGGGGCAACCCGGAGGUGAACAACACACAGUCUGACGGCUAUAUAGUCACUGGCGACGAGAAGGAGCUGGAAGAGCGGGUGCGCUCCUUGAUCAACUGCUAUGACCACGACUACCACCAGCAGACCCUGCAGCGCGGCGACUUCUGGGUGCUGCAGAACUACGUCCAGGCGGAGCACGGCGAGAUCAAGUGCCAUGAGUCGAUCACCUACACGACGCACGCAGACUACACCUUCCUGGACAACCUUGUCCCGCUGCUGGAGCGCUGGAACGCCCCGGUGAGCAUCGCCAUGCACGCGCCCGGCACCGACUUCCAGCCCACUCUGGACUCGAUCCGGUACCUGCGGGACUGCCUUCCCGGUAGCCACCUGGUGCGCGCCUACACCACCUUCCACAUCUACUUCGGCACCAAGCACAUCCCCAAGUCGGUGCCCAAGCCUCAUGACGUCCUGAAGACGGGCUACAACUGCACGCUUCCUCCUCCCUACUUCAACGUCAGCUCCGGCCACCUGUACAAGGCUCAGAAGAAGCUCCUCUAUCCGGUGAACGUAGGUCGCAAUAUUGCUCGCGAUUCGGCUCUCACCCACUUCAUCCUGGCCUCGGACAUUGAGCUGUACCCGAAUCCGGGUCUUGUGAAAAAGUUUCUUGAGAUGAUUGCCCGCAAUGAGCAGUACUUGAGGCGCAAGGCUCCUAGAGUGUUUCCUCUGGCCAUUUUUGAGGUGGAAGAGAACUCCCCAGUUCCGCAUGACAAGACUGAACUGCAGGAGUUCCUUCGCACCGGCAAGGCCAUACCCUUCCACAAACGCGUCUGUGCCAGCUGCCAUGGCGUGCCAAAGUCUAAGGAGUGGAUGUCGGCCAACGAGACAGACGAUCUCAGUGUGUUCCACAUAGGAAAACGCACUGGUUACUACGUGCACUGGGAGCCGAUCUACAUUGGCACGCACGCUGAUCCGCACUAUGACGAACGGCUCAGCUGGGAGGGAAAGAGCGACAAGAUGCCCCAGGGGUAUGCGCUGUGCGUUCUAGACUACGAGUUCCACAUACUGGACAACGCAUUCCUGGUGCACAAGCCGGGCAUCAAGGUACUGAAGAAGGACAACCGACGGGCCAUGCUGUCGGGCAAGACGAACCAACUGAUCAGAAAGAUCAUCUACCCAGAACUGAAAAUAAUGUACGGCAUGCGCAAGGGAUGUGCGAUAUAGUAACUAAUCAUGAAACUGAGCUGAGCUCACCCAGACUUGAGCAAGAUGAAGAAGAAGGCGAAAAGACUUCAACCAACUACACUAUUACUAUUUGCAAUGCUAUAGAUAGAUAGGCGGCAACGGCUCGAUAGAUUUCAAUUCAGCCUAUGGCAUAGGCAUAGGAGGCGCACUGCAAGUGUGUAUCUUUCAAUUAGCUAGAGACUUAGCGUUAGGACUAUUAGAGUAUUACGUAGUAAGCCAUAGCUGUAGGUCGUGUCGUGUCUUGUCACCUGUUGGCUUAUUCUGCGAUCGGGGUUCUUGGUCUCUAGAGCCUGUAGAGCCUUGGUAGCGAAGCUUACGUACGUUUAACGUAAUUAGGUAUGAUGCGGAGUAGGGAGUUAAGCAAGGAAGAUUUCUGAUGGCCAAAUAUCUGAUGGAUGAUUGUGAAGGAGCCACACCUGGACUUAUUCCAUAGACUUCCUGUAAAUAUUAACGCGAAUCGAAUCGCACGGUGGACACCCCCUGCUCUCUGGUAAUCCGAGACUGGAGAGUUCAGCUAACGGACUCCCACUACACAUAGGCAGUCAUUUUUCAGUUACUAUUCUAGCCCGUUACCUUAAGUUUAGUUUAGUUAGACGAAUUUUCCAUUACUUAUUACGUAUUACGUAUCCACAAACGUUUGGAAUUAGUUCUUUACUUUUGUCCUUCCUUAACGAAAUACUCAAGCAAGAGUGAGGAACUCAACUUUAUACCCGCGGGCGCAUGCCAAGCAACAGUCUAACCAUUUUAUGUCUGAAUUCUCAUGGUUACUUCUAAUACAGAAUACACAAGCAAGUUCAUAAACAUUUUCUUGGCAAUGUAGACUUACUACAACGACCAAAACGUAGAUUAGACCGACUACCGGGCCAAAAUAAUUUGUAUUUAUUAAUUGACUUCAGUAGAUGAGGUAUCAAGUGUUAAACUGCUAUCUAUUAAAUAGACUUUGAGGAGUAAA